AAAAAAGAAUAACAAAAAUAUAGGGCGGAGAAAAGUAAAGCGAAAAGAAGCAAAGCGCUUGUCCGAGUCCCGAAACACAGAAGACGCGGGGGGGUGAUGAAGCAGAGGCCGAUCCAACCCCCGCGUCGUCGUCUUCUUCGUCGUCUUCUUCCUCCUCCUCCUCAGAUCUCUAAUGGCGUCUCCUCCCCUCCUACAAUGGCUCUCCCCCUCUCUCUCCCUCCCCACCUCCUCCUAUAAUCUCUCCCCGUAACCACAUUUCACAGCCCCAACCCCCAGAUCCCACCCCCUCUCCCCCCUAAAUUCCCCCACAAAGAAGCUUCUUUGAUCGAAACUCUAAACCCCUUCCUCGAAAUCGCCUUCCAUAACCCUCUGGAACUCACCGCCAUGGGUCGCCCCAGGCUCCAGAACCCCAGCAUAAAUCCUAUCGAGGAGGAACCCUCCGACUCCCCCGACACCCCGGCGGCGGAGGCGGCGGCGGCGCCUCCCCCGGAGCUCUCCGCCCUCGCCUGCCUCCGCCCCUUCCUCGACGUCGUGUGCUCCGACGAGGCCCUCGCCCCCAUCAAGAGCGUCGCCCUCUCCGCCGUCCACAAGAUCCUCACCCUCGACGCCGCCGCCGCCGCCUUCGCCGGCUCCCCGGCCGCCAUUCACGGCGUCGUCGAGGCCGUCGCCAGCUGCCGCCUCGACGAGGCCGUGCUCAUGCGCAAGCUGCACGUCCUGCUCGCCUGCAUGCGCGCCCGCCCCGCCCUCAGCGACCGGCACGUCUGCACCAUCGUCAACACGUGCUACGGCAUCGCCGACCAGGUGCGCGCCAGGGAGGGCCUCCUCAAGGAGCUCUCCCGCCACACCUUACUCGACCUCGUCCGCUGCAUCUUCGGCCGCCUGCCCGAUGCCGCCCGUAACAUCCCCGGACCGCCCCCCGCCGUGAAACCGCAGAUGGGUGGCAUCAACAAGGAUCAGUAUUUUGCAAAUAAACAAGCAGAGAAUGGAAAUGGAACGGAUGAUAAUGCUGGCAAUGUAGAAGCUUCGAAUGGUGGUGGGACCACGGUGCAGCAGUCUUACGGGAUCCCUUGCGCGGUGGAGGUAUUCCAGUUCCUCUGUUCUCGCUUAAACGUUAGCUCCGAGAUAGCACCUCUUGAUGAGGAGACAUUAGUAUUCGGUCUUACUAUGAUCAAUUCAGCUAUUGAACUUGGUGGCCCUUCGUUUAGAAAGCACCCGAAGCUGUUGGCCUUGAUACAGGACGAGCUGUUUAAAAACCUGAUGUCCUUUGCCCUUUUGCCGAGCCCGCCGAUUCUCUCCAUGGUGUGCAGCAUUGUUCUGAAUCUUUACCACCACCUCCGAACCGAACUGAAAUUACAGCUAGAAGCCUUCUUCUCGUGCGUGAUUUUAAAGCUGUCGCAACCUCGAUUUGGGGCCACUUAUAAUCAGCAAGAGGCCGCCAUGGAGGCUCUCGUCGACUUCUGCAGGCAGAAGACAUUCAUGGCCGAGAUGUAUGCAAACUUGGAUUGCGACAUUACAUGCAGCAACGUGUUUGAAGAGCUCGCCAACCUUCUUUCUAAGAGCGCAUUUCCCGUAAACUGCCCUUUGUCUCCGAUGCACAUACUUGCUUUGGAUGGUUUGAUUGCAGUAAUUCAAGGAAUGGCUGAUAGAAUAGGCAACGCCCCCUCAAAGUUGGAGCAAUCAUCGGUGGAGCUCGAGGAAUAUACUCCCUUUUGGACUGUUAAGUGCGAGAAUUACUCCGAUCCAGAUUAUUGGGUUAAGUUUGUUCGCCAGAGGAAGUACAUAAAGAGGAGGCUGAUGAUUGGUGCCGACCACUUUAAUAGGGAUCCAAAGAAAGGUUUGGAGUUUCUGCAAGGGACCCAUCUCCUGCCCGAGAAGCUCGACCCUCAGAGUGUGGCAUGCUUUUUCCGGUACACUGCCGGUUUGGACAAAAACCUUGUUGGCGAUUUCUUGGGGAACCAUGACGAAUUUUGUGUUCAGGUCCUUCAUGAAUUUGCCCGGACCUUUGAUUUUGAGGGCAUGAAUCUCGAUACCGCUCUAAGGCUAUUUUUGGAAACAUUCCGUUUGCCAGGGGAGUCACAGAAGAUACAGAGGGUUCUUGAAGCUUUCUCGGAAAGAUACUACGAGCAGUCCCCACAUAUUCUUGCAAACAAGGAUGCGGCUUUACUGUUGUCUUACUCGCUGAUAAUGCUGAACACCGAUCAGCACAAUGUGCAGGUGAAGAAGAAGAUGACGGAAGAGGACUUCAUCAGAAACAACCGCCUCAUUAAUGGAGGCAGCGACCUCCCUAGGGAGUUUUUGUCGGAGCUUUACCACUCAAUCUGCAAAAACGAAAUUAGGACAAUCCCUGAACAAGGGUUUGGCUUUUUCGAGAUGUCUUACAGUCGAUGGGUAGAUCUAAUGCGGAAAUCCAAGUCAACAUCGCCAUACAUUGUCUGUGAUUCACGGCCGUUCCUUGAUCACGAUAUGUUCGCUAUAAUGUCGGGCCCCACAAUUGCGGCCAUUGCAGUGGUGUUUGAUUAUGCCGAACAUGAGGAAGUGCUGCUAACUUGCGUUGACGGCUUCUUGGCUGUGGCAAAGAUCUCGGCUUUCCAUCAUUUAGAAGAUGUUUUGGAUGAUUUGGUUGUUUCUCUAUGCAAAUUCACAACACUAUCAAACUCAUCUUUGGUUGAGGAACCUGUUACUGCUUUUGGGGAUGAUAUGAAGGCUAGGCUAGCGACCGAAACGGUAUUUAACAUAGCUAACCGUUACGGUGAUUACAUACGAACAGGGUGGAGGAAUAUAUUGGAAUGCAUCUUGAGGCUGCACAAGCUAGGGCUUCUUCCUGCCCGCGUGGCAAGUGAUGCGGCUGAUGAUUUGGAACUUGCUUCAGAGGCUGUCCAAGGAAAGUCGGCUCCUGCCUCUCUUUCCACUUCUCACCUACCAAUAAUAGGAACCCCUCGUAGGUCCUCCGGACUCAUGGGGAGGUUCAGCCAGCUAUUAUCACUCGACACAGAAGAACCCAGAUCACAACCCACCGAACAACAGCUUGCAGCACACCAAAGAACUCUUCAGACAAUCCAAAAGUGUCGCAUAGAUAGCAUAUUCACGGAGAGCAAGUUUUUGCAGGCAGAUUCUUUAUUGCAGCUUGCUAGGGCGCUAAUUUGGGCGGCCGGUCGGCCCCAAAAAGUGACAAGCUCACCUGACGAUGAAGACACUGCAGUUUUUUGCUUGGAGUUGCUUAUUGCUAUCACUCUGAAUAACAGAGAUAGAAUCGCGCUUCUCUGGCAGGGUGUUUACGAGCACAUUGCCAAUAUAGUUCAGUCCACUGUGAUGCCUUGCGCUCUUGUGGAAAAAGCAGUUUUUGGGCUUCUCCGCAUUUGCCAGAGGCUGCUGCCCUACAAGGAGAAUCUUGCUGAUGAACUACUAAGAUCACUUCAAUUGGUCUUGAAGCUCGAUGCGCGUGUAGCCGAUGCUUACUGUGAGAAUAUUACACAAGAGGUCUCGCGAUUGGUGAAGGCAAACGCCACUCUUAUAAAAUCUCAUAUGGGCUGGAGGACGAUUAUGUCCUUACUUUCUAUCACAGCUCGCCAUCCCGAAGCCUCUGAAGUAGGAUUUGAAGCUCUGGUGUUUAUUAUGUCUGAGGGGGCUCAUCUUUCACCAGCAAACUAUGUUCUUUGUAUAGAAGCAUCGCGGCAAUUUGCAGAGUCACGGGUUGGUUUAACUGAUCGAUCGAUUCGUGCGCUGGACUUAAUGGCAGACUCGGUGAACAGUCUCGCUCGUUGGUCUAGAGAGAACAAGGAAGCAGGCGAGGAAGCCGAGAAAGUGUUAGAAGGAAUUAGGGAGAUGUGGCUUAGGUUGAUUCAAGCAGUGAGAAAGCUGUGCUUGGAUCAGAGAGAGGACGUGAGAAACCAAGCCUUGUCUUCACUACAAAGAUGCCUAACAAAUACAGAAGGGAUAUGCCUCUUGCCAACUUCUUGGUUGCAGGCUUUUGACCUCGUCAUAUUCGGAAUGCUCGAUGAUUUACUAGAGAUUGCACAGAACCACUCGCAGAAGGACUAUCGGAACAUGGAGGGGUCCCUCUUGGUUGCGAUGAGGCUUCUUGCAAAAGUCCACCUGCAGCUUCUUCCACAGCUCUUUGGGUUAAGCAGCUUUUGCAAACUGUGGCUUGGGGUGCUCAGCAGGAUGGAGAAGUACAUGAAGGUUAAGGUCAGAGGUAAGAGGAGCGAGAAGCUACAAGAACUGAUCCCUGAGCUCCUUAAAGGCACUUUACAGGUCAUGAAAGCGAGAGGGAUUCUUGCAAAGAGGAGCACCAUUGGCGGAGACAGUUUGUGGGAGCUCACGUGGCUUCAUGUGAACAACAUAUCGACGUCCUUGCAGUCCGAAGUGUUUCCGGGUCAGGAAUCGGAGCAGGAGCUACAUGCUAGUAAGCAAACAGACUCAGGCAGUCCUACACAGCCAGAUAACACCAGCUCGGGCGCAUCAGCCGAGGUAUCAGGAGAUCAGAAUGGAGGUUGACUUGUUUGUUUUAUGGGUGGAUUCGCUGUUAUGUUUUGAAGAUUUUCCAAUGAAGUAAAAGUGGGAUUUUCCGGAGCACAAAAAAGUGUUAGAUCGGUGUACUAUCCUGCAGUUAUGGAGCUUCGGCGGAGCACAGCACCACUAACAACGAAGAACCUGACCAUUGUCUAAUCGGCGCAGCCAGUUUGUCCUUUCGGUCUAUUUUUUGGUGCUUAGACUUUUCAUGCACGAACAGUCGUAAUCAUCAUCCUUGUAAGUUUUAUUCUUAUGCUUGAUUUAAUGAAAUAUUAUUGUGAGGCUGUUCUACCUUGUAAAAUUCACUGGUGCUUCCAACCUUUUGGCUUUUGUCUUUCAAAUAGAAGAUUUAGAUCUACUGCCCUCCUUUUCUUGUAAUAUUUUGGUUCUAUAGAGGCAAUGAUGAUGGUAGAACAUUGCAUCUGUCAUUAUUAUUUACUUUGGCUAGUGUUUUGCUUUCUUUUUUCUGUAUGUUAUAUAAUUUCUUGAUAUGUUGAGUAUAUCAUAGUUUUAAUUC
Molecule: messenger RNA, 5026 nt
Organism: Ananas comosus (pineapple)
Lineage: Eukaryota; Viridiplantae; Streptophyta; Magnoliopsida; Poales; Bromeliaceae
Product: ARF guanine-nucleotide exchange factor GNOM-like
Exons: 2
Coding region: 385-4494 (1369 amino acids)
Biological process (GO): regulation of ARF protein signal transduction
Molecular function (GO): guanyl-nucleotide exchange factor activity
Source: RefSeq, a predicted model, not a curated record